Daldinia vernicosa is the source of this 1818-nucleotide messenger RNA. RefSeq lists its product as uncharacterized. The record is from RefSeq and is a predicted model, not a curated record. The transcript has a single exon. The coding region runs from base 479 to 1198 and encodes 239 amino acids. NCBI's taxonomy places the organism in Eukaryota, Fungi, Ascomycota, Sordariomycetes, Xylariales, Hypoxylaceae.
GCCGAGGUUCGCAAUACCUUAGCCUCCUAACCUACCUGCCUACAUAAGUUACAGCGCUGAGCGCUCGGACCAUUCAAGCAAGUCAUAAGCCCCUGACGCCUUACCAACCAACCAAGCCUCCCUCGACGUCACCCAAACUUACAGCUUCGCACCCUUACCCAACCAACCUUUUCCCACCAUCGUGACGAUCAUGGUCAAGUGAACAAACAGCACUGCAUUCCAACUCGAGCAUCCGAAACGAAGAAACAAACAGCGAAAAAAAAAUAACAUCAAUCUCGCUCCAGUCAAUGAGAAACUCAGCGUAGAUAGCGCCGGCGCGCCGUCGUCUUUCCACGGCUAUAAUUACAUACAACUUACCUCCUAACUUCCCACUUUCGUUAUAACAUAUCCAAUCCCCCCUCGCGUCCCCCCCCAAAAGUCCGAACGUGAGAUCGCACAACGUACAACAACAACAACAGCAACAACACCACCACCCACGAUGCCCAACCAACAGCCCUCCUCCCCCACGCCCUCCCUCCUCCUCACAAAGCGCCUAACCGCCUUCCUCAGCGCCAACCUCGGCCCCCAGGUCCACACCGCGGUGCUAACGACUCUCUCCGGCAAGCUCCUCGCGCACGCGUCGCCCCACCCCGUCGGCACCCUGCGCACGCAAUGCACCGUCGCCGCCUCCGUAUGGGCGCUAUACUCGACGCCCGAGACCGUUGCCGAGGCCCUGCCCCAAUCCCAGUCUUCUCAGUCCACAUCAUGCCCUUCUUCUCCUUCUUCGCUGACGCCCAGCGCCGUGACGAUACAGCUCGUGGCCGGCGUCAUGGUUAUCCGACGGCUGCGCUGCGGCCUGCUGUUCGUGUGUAUUGGUCCGAGUGCGGGUGCGGGUGUCGAGGGGGCGGGAGGAGGCGAUUACGUCACGCAUACCCCGGCGCGAACGGUGCCCUCCGCACAACAGCAACAGCAGCAGCAGCAGCAGCAGGCGAAUUCAAACGAGCCCCAUCCUGCGACGCCGCUUGGAUCGCCGUCGGAGGUUGAAAGCGUGGUUAGUGCCGGAGCUGCGACGACGGCUAGCGUUGCGACUACGACUAGCGUUGCGGCUACUGCUGUGGUUGCGACGCGGCGGCAGGCGGAGGAGCUGGCGCGCUGGCUGGAUGAUAAGCUAGGCUCGUUGGGGACUCUUGAGGAGGGAUUAGGAGUCGAGACGAGAUAAGGAGGUGCGGUUUUAAUGAACAGUUAUUCUACGAAAUUUAGGUCCGGGCCCUUGGAAUUAGGGACUACGGAUCUUCGUGUUACGAAUUGGCCAUAAAGAUCCAACGCACUCCGUGGCAAGGAGAUGCGUAUGGGCUGGAGGGGGCUACGUGAUUAUUAAAACUCGUCCGAGGGGCGGUCUUCAGAGUUUGAGGUGGUAAUGAUAUAAGGCUCGGGUACAGAUGAAAGCUUUGCGAUAGUCGUUUAGCUCCCUCGUGUAAAGUCGAGGGCUCUGGAUCUUGGCGGGGUACGCCGCGUCUUAUAUGUAAGGCAAGGAAGGGCAUGGCGAAGGGCAUGGCGGGCAUGGCGGGCAUAGGCAGCUGGAGAAGAUCGAGGCAUGGUAAUUAAAAUCGUCGACCUUGCACGGCUUAAAGCAGGACAGACGUUCAGCCUGGGUGUGCUGUCCGAGGGGGUCCUGUUUAUUAGAUGUUGUUUCUCAGGAAUAAAAGAUACCAAUGUUGUAGGGAUAUUAGGCUAAUGGAGGUGUUGACGAUUCUCUAAGAUGAGAAGAGAUAUAUCCUUGGAGGGGGCAGAGUGACGAAGUCUGUCUAUAAUUGUUGACUCAUUAAACGAUAUAAUAAC